GAGAUUUCCUCAUUAAAACACUAUUGAGAAGCUAAUUAACUGCAUUUAAACGUGUGUGUUACACCUUGCGCUAUCAACUUGUAUCCUUAAAUGGCUUCUGUAAAAUCAAGUAAUUGUGAUGAGUCUCUUGGAAAUGAGUGUGCAAUUUCGAUUUCAACCAUAACUUCUCCUGAAGUACCGAGUCAGGGCACGAUAGAUCGUGCAAUUACGGAAAAGCAGGUGAAAAAUGUGCGAGCAAAAAUAAGCUACUACUAUUCUGGUACUAAAGGAUAUUUUCGGGAAUACUGUGAGAGUACAACUAUCCAUGGCUUCAAGUACUUAUCAGAAAAACGGUCAAUAUGCGAGAGGGUUGAAGAUAUGAGAAGGAUAACUCAUCAAGAGUAA
This is a messenger RNA of Acanthoscelides obtectus, 384 nucleotides long. The record is from the annotation of a GenBank genome assembly. Lineage: Eukaryota; Metazoa; Arthropoda; Insecta; Coleoptera; Chrysomelidae.